AUGUUUCCUAAUAAGAUAAUGCAUGGAAAUCAAACUUGUAACAUUCAUGGACAACUGUAUACUUUGCUAAGUCGACUAGGACAUGGAACAUAUGGAUCUGUAUGGAAAUCUGUGACACCGAAUGGUAAAUAUGUUGCUGUGAAAGUGUUUGACUUCAAUCGUGCAAAAAAUGCCAUGGGCUACAAUGAUCGCCUGAAUUCAUUUACAACUGAAGUCAAAAUGGCUAGGAAAAUGCGUAAUGAAACUAGACAUAUUGUAACAAUGUAUGGAUAUGAGUAUAUUCCGCGACAUGGUGUCGGUUUUAUCGCAAUGGAAUUAUCAAAUGAAUCAUUUCUCGAUCGAAUUCAAAAUCUUCAUCAAACACAGUUGAGAUCUCGAGCGUCAGAUUAUAUUUCACCAAGAGAACGACAGAGAAUUUGGAGUCAAUUAGUCAAUGUUAUUCUAGCACUUCAUCAAUAUGGUGUAAUUCAUCGUGAUUUAAAACCGGCGAAUUUAUUGUUUUUCGGGCCAAACUUGAAAGUCAUUGAUCUCGGUAUGGCUCAAGAUGAAUUCACAGGAUAUAGUCGACAUCAAAGAAUAGGUGGCACGCGUCCAUAUAGUGCACCCGAAUGCUUCUCAGGCCAAAUGCCGAUCACAUCCAAAGCUGAUGUUUGGUCAGCAGGUGCUAUUCUAUACCAUAUAACUUAUGGCAAACCGCCUAUGUUUGAAUCUGCACGACCACCGCUCGGCGUUCUACCAACUCGUUCUCGGUCCAUUCAAGAGGUUCUUGAUCGCUGUCUUCAACAGAUUGCGUCGCGACGACCAGAUCAUCAAUGGCUUGUUCAUCAUCCUCUAACGAAACCUAUGAAAAAGUUCAGAAACUGA
Messenger RNA from Adineta ricciae, 864 nucleotides. NCBI's taxonomy places the organism in Eukaryota, Metazoa, Rotifera, Eurotatoria, Adinetida, Adinetidae. The record is from the annotation of a GenBank genome assembly.